This is a messenger RNA of Prorocentrum cordatum, 1200 nucleotides long. The record is from the annotation of a GenBank genome assembly. NCBI's taxonomy places the organism in Eukaryota, Dinophyceae, Prorocentrales, Prorocentraceae.
AUGGCGGGGGUCUUCAGCCCUCCGGCCCGGCUGGGCGCCCGGGAGCGCACGGAGGGCGACGGGCCCAGCGCGCUGGCCAGGUACCUGGACGAGGAGAUCGGGAAGGCGGUGGCGAAGUACGACGAGCUCUGGGCGGUAGAGGACCCCGAGGAGAACCCGUACAAGUCGAAGUACCUGGCGCGGGCCCUCUUGGAGGCCGCCGUGCGGGAGGUGGAGCAGCUGCUGCCUGCGGCCGCCGACGACGCCGAGGCAGAGAGGGGGCGAGAGAUGCUGGCGCGGCUGUCCCUCUUCCUCGGCAAGAAUCUGUACUUCUGCGAGGAGGUGCCAGGCGCGGAGCGCCACUUCACCCGGGCUCUCGAGGGGUACCUGCGCUCGCCCCUGCGCCAGGAUCCAGACCGCUUCUGCUACAUCCAAGAUGCGCUCAACCAGAUAGGCAUGCUGUGGUGCAAUCGGCACGGGUUCAGCGAGGGUUUCAAUUACCUCCGGCGGGCUCAGAUCAUGUUCGUCAACCGUCCGGCCGUCGUGCGAGAGCAGAGGGAGGAGCGCGCGAACGACCACUACACGCUGACGAUGUUCUACUUGGCGCAGGCGUACGGCCACCUGCAGAAGCCGGCGCUCUCCGCGCGCUUCUGCGCGGAGACCAUGGCCCGGCAGCUGGAGCACAAUUCUCCCGAGCGGAGGAGCAAGGAGGCCCUGGAGAGGGACCCUUUUGACUGCAAGGACUGGGUGAGGAACUGCUGCUCGCUCUCCGACUUCUUCGCCAGCGAGUGCAUGUUCUGGACCGCCGAGUACCUCCUGCACGCGGCCUGCGUCAUGUGCCAGAGGUGCGGGGAGAUCUGCGGCCUGGAGCCGGACGGUCUGGCCGAGCUGCACGCGGAGUGCAGGCGCGACCUGGGCGCCCUCUACAGUCAGCGCCUGAAGUUCUCCAAGACCUGCGCGGAGCACCCGGGGCUCGGCGAGGACGCUUGGCGGGGGGAGCACGCGAAGAGGGCCGCCGAGACCGCGCCCAGCGAGGGCGCCCGCCUGACCUUUGCGAGCGGCGAGCCCGUGCUCUGGGACGACGUGUUCCCAGAGGUGGUGCACCUGGAGGACGAGGAGGCCCAGAUAGAGGCCUCCCAAACAGAGGGCCCUGGUCUGGAGGGUCCCCAAGUGGAGGACGAGGAGGCCCAAGCAGAGGGCCCUGGAGCGGGCAAGAUGUGA